This is a messenger RNA of Didymodactylos carnosus, 279 nucleotides long. The record is from the annotation of a GenBank genome assembly. Lineage: Eukaryota; Metazoa; Rotifera; Eurotatoria; Philodinida; Philodinidae.
AUGGGUAGUCAAGUGGCAUGCUUACAACAUUUAGAUAAUAUUCUACGAAGUGAUUCAAAAAUUGAUCACGGUUUGGUGAAAUCCGACAUUAAUCCAAAAGAUCGUCAAAAUUUUAGUUCCUGUAUUAAAAUAUCGUCCGACGACGUAUUAAAAAUACUUUACGAUCAAAAUGAUACAAAAGGAACAUACGUUUAUCUGUCAUUAAUAAAUUUAACAAUAUCAGCGUUUAUUGAUACAACAACACCAAUUGAUGAAAGAUUGUACUACGCAUGGGUUUAA